AUGGUAAGGUCAAAUUUCACCACCGAGGAGUGCUUGAUGGUUGUAUUCAUGAGUCAUGGAGCUGAGGAACCAUUGAGGACACCCGAUGGAACUGAAACUAUGGGCAAAGAAAUACUCUACGCUACUGAUGCAUGCUUCAAGGUCGAUGAUCUGUGGCGAAGCUUCACUCCUGAGAAAUGCCCCUCAUUGAGGGACAAACCCAAACUCUUUUUUAUUGAUGCUUGCCGAGGUAAAACUGUUGACACAGGCUUUCCAACUCGUGGAGGUGACAGUGUCUCACUGGUUCACACCAUUCCUCAUGAUGCAGAUUUUCUCAUAUCUCAGUCAACGUCCACUGGUCGCCUGGCCACUGCGGAUGGUGGAUCGCCAUACAUCUGAACCUUGGUUGAAAUUCUAAGGGAGAAGUAUGAAGAGAUUGACUUGCUGGGAAUGCUAACCCUUCUGGGAAACCAGAUGGCUAACGAAAACUUCACUUCAGGAAAGCAAAUGCCCUCCUUUACUUCCACACUCAGGCGAAGUUUCAUCUUCUCACGUCUUACCAAUCGCUAAUAUGCGCCAAUCCCUCACACUGCCUUCCAUAUAUGAUUGAAAUGUCUCGUUCCAGGUAAAUUUUGAAUGUGAAAUGCAAUGUGCAUAUCAGGAGUACAUUCUGAAGUCAUAGUCGUUUCUUUCCAUGACCAUAGUCCCAUCGCUACCAGCAAAGGAUAGGAUACCUUCCACUUCAGAAGGAAUUGGAAAUUGCAGUCCCAGUUGCAUG
This is a messenger RNA of Darwinula stevensoni, 757 nucleotides long. NCBI's taxonomy places the organism in Eukaryota, Metazoa, Arthropoda, Ostracoda, Podocopida, Darwinulidae. The record is from the annotation of a GenBank genome assembly.